This is a messenger RNA of Gekko japonicus, 1736 nucleotides long. It is a transcript of the gene MEST, whose product is annotated as mesoderm specific transcript. NCBI's taxonomy places the organism in Eukaryota, Metazoa, Chordata, Lepidosauria, Squamata, Gekkonidae. Gene Ontology annotation, molecular function: catalytic activity. Bases 55 to 1035 code for a protein of 326 amino acids. The transcript is spliced from 12 exons. The record is from RefSeq and is a predicted model, not a curated record.
CCUCCGGAGCAGCAUGGGGUGCGCUUGGCUGUAGCCCCUCUCCCGGGACCCAGAAUGCGAGAGUGGUGGAUCCAGGUGGGCCUGCUGACCGUGCCCCUCAUCGCCGUCUACCUGCACAUCCCGCCUCCCAAGUUAUCUCCGGCUCUCCACUCAUGGAGGUCCUCGGGAAAGUAUUUCACUUACAAGAAACAGAACAUCUUCUACAGGGACUCCUCAGGGGCCGUCGGCAGCUCCGACAUCGUGGUCCUCUUGCACGGCUUUCCCACCUCCAGUUACGACUGGUACAAGAUCUGGGAAGGGCUGACCGAGCGAUUUCACAGAGUGAUCGCGCUAGAUUUCGUCGGCUUCGGCUUCAGUGACAAACCGAGGCCGCAUCGAUACUCCAUCUUUGAGCAAGCCAGCAUCGUGGAAAGGCUGCUGAACCACUUGGGCCUCCAGAACCAGCGGGUCAACCUUCUGUCCCACGACUACGGGGACACCGUGGCCCAAGAACUGCUUCACAGGUACGAGCAGAACAAAACGGGGAGCGUCCUCAUCAACAGUCUGUGCCUGUCAAACGGAGGAAUUUUCCCGGAAACUCACUACCCCCGGUUCAUCCAGAAGAUUCUCAAAGACGGCGGCCUUCUAACCCCCAUCAUCACCCGGCUAGCAAACUACUACGUCUUUGCGAGAGGGCUGGGGGCCGUCUUUGGCCCUUACACCCAGCCCUCGGAAGCGGAAUACUGGGACAUGUGGACGGCCGUCCGAACCAACGACGGAAACCUCGUAUUAGACAGUAUUUUACAGUACAUCAACCAACGGAAGCAGCACAGAGACCGCUGGGUCGGGGCCCUGAAAUCCACCUCUGUCCCUUUGCAUCUGAUUUAUGGACCGCUGGACCCUGUGAAUCCGUAUCCCGAGUUUCUUCAGCUCUACAAGAAAGUGCUUCCGACAUCGACAGUGUCCGUGCUGGAUGACCACAUCAGCCACUACCCGCAGCUGGAAGACCCGUUGGGCUUCUUGAACGCCUACUUGAGCUUCAUCAACUCGUUCUGAACCGGAGACUCUUUUUCUUUUUUUUUCCACUCAAGAGGGCUUGCGGAACGGACUCUGGGUUCCUAAACCGGCUUCUGCCUGACAACACAGACUGUUGAAACUCCUGCAUUUGGCAAGGGGGAGAACAAUCAGACCCCUUUCGGGGCGGGCCUGAUGUGGCCCGCCAGCCAGCACAACCCCUCCUCUCUGGUGGCUUCCUUCCUGGGAGGGAGAAACCAAAUGGGAUCCUCUCCCCCUCCCGGAGGAGUCGCCCUCCGGUUCACGCCUUUGCCCCUUCCUUCAGAGGGCAGACAGGACGCACCACCUGUGUCAGAGAGCGCACGGACCUGUUUCCGAUGCAUCGUCCCCCAGUUUCCUUCCUACCGCGAGGGCCAGUGAGAAAGCUCUUCUCCCAGGGGAGGAGAACCUGGACUAACCGAGCAGGGACUUUCCACCUCUUUUGCAGACUUGACCUCUGUUUCUUCUCCCGAGUUGUUUUAAGGGGCAGCGGAGAAGAGGAAGGUGUUAUAAGCUGAGAGGGGCAGACAGGCACGUGGGGCAGGCUGCCCCCCCAACCUCCCCCCCAACCCUGCUAGUAUUGAGGAUGUGCCAAGGCUAGCUGAAGCUAGAACGGGAGGCAGGAGAAAAAAGAUGUCCCCCUCCCCCAUGGGAGGGGAAGUCCACAACUAAAGUAAAAUGUGCUCUUCUUCAUUCAAGCGUAU